Messenger RNA from Lynx canadensis (Canada lynx), 2751 nucleotides. It is a transcript of the gene TMEM169, whose product is annotated as transmembrane protein 169. NCBI's taxonomy places the organism in Eukaryota, Metazoa, Chordata, Mammalia, Carnivora, Felidae. Bases 332 to 1225 code for a protein of 297 amino acids. The record is from RefSeq and is a predicted model, not a curated record. The transcript is spliced from 4 exons.
UUUACCAGGUUUGAGAUCUAAUCCAUUUCAGCCGGGCAGCAUAAAUUGAUGAGUCUGCGUGCUGCCUGCAAGAACGCAUCUGUAGGUGUGUGAGAUCCUAUCCUCCAGUUCAUUCCUUAGCGAAGCGAGCAUCCUGAGGAUGGGGGAAAUUUCUUACCGGCGGUUUGAUACCCAGUAACGACAGUCAGAUGCCUCUGGAUGAUGAACCAGCCACAGUGUGAAGGCUUUUCAGGACAGCCCCAUCCAGGAAGAAGCUCUGUGAUGUGUGGGUCGUGAGUUUGCUCAAGCAAGUCAGACUCUUCACAAGGAAUAGCGAGACGUGGGGACUGGGAUGGAAGAGCUGGCACCAGUAGAAGUCCAGGGACAGCUCCCAAGCCCCCACCAGGGCUCUCUGAGGAAGGCCAUGGCCGCUGCCCUCGCCCUGGAUGGGGAAUCCACAAUGGGUCGCCGGAAAAAGAAGAGGAAAGAGUCCCGCCCAGAAUCUAUCAUCAUCUACCGGUCAGAAAAUGAGAAACUGGACGAGGAGCCUGGGGAAUCAGAAGGUGGAGACCGACCUAAAGAAGAGGAGGGGGAUGAUUUCCUAGACUAUCCUGCAGAUGAUGGUAUGUGGAACAUGCCUUUGGACAGCCGCUAUGUCACACUAACCGGGACCAUUACUCGAGGGAAGAAAAAGGGCCAGAUGGUGGACAUCCACGUCACAUUGACGGAGAAGGAGCUGCAAGAAUUGACGAAGCCAAAAGGGUCAUCAAGAGAAGUAACGCCCGAAGACAGAAAGGCCUGCCAAAUGGGAGUUGACCGUGGGCCCCACGUGGUCCUUUGGACGCUGGUCUGCCUGCCUGUAGUCUUUAUCCUCUCUUUUGUUGUCUCAUUCUACUAUGGCACGAUCACCUGGUACAACAUCUUCCUCGUGUACAACGAGGAGAGGACCUUCUGGCACAAGAUCUCAUGUUGCCCCUGCCUCAUUCUCUUCUAUCCAGUGCUCAUCAUGGCCAUGGCCUCUUCCCUGGGCCUCUAUGCUGCUGUGGUCCAGCUCUCAUGGUCCUGGGGAGCAUGGUGGCAAGCUGCCCGGGACAUGGAGAAAGGCUUCUGUGGCUGGCUCUGCAGCAAGCUGGGCCUGGAGGACUGUUCUCCCUACAGCAUCGUAGAGUUGCUUGAAUCUGACAAUAUCUCAGGCACUCUCUCCAACAAGGACUCCGCCCAGGAAGUAGAAACUUCCACCGUCUAAACUUCCAAGAACUUAUUUCCUUCUGUGGUCCCAAUAGCCUAUAUAUCAUCUUCCAAUUCCAGAAGAUUUGUUCUUGACAUUAGCCCCCUACCCCUCUCAGUUCUGGAAAAUUCUAGCCCACACUCUUCUGUCCUACCAUCUUGAUGGUUCCAGGAGAGCAGGGAACAGAAAAGCAAUUUAUGCCAAAGCGAUCCAGCCAUGGGUGAAUUCUUCUCAUUCCUUGCUCUAAAAUGACCAUUUAUCUGGGACAGGAAGCUUAGUUGUGUGUAAGUUCAGGAGCUUGAAGAUACUGGUGCCUGGAACCCAGGGGAGUAUGUGACUCAAGGUGACAGGGUGAAAAGGGAGGCUCCAGGGAGACCAAGUUCACCAAAAAGAAGUAGGAUGGAGAGAAACAGGAAGCAGGGCUACCACAGUGUAGCCGGGAUAGUGUAGUAAAGAUCUGUGUGUACCACUUAGAUUUUGAUUUAGUGGCAUAUGAUUAAAACCUUAAAAUAUCUGUAGUUCAAAUAAGAUGGAAGAUUCUUUACUUCUUGUGCAGAAGUCUGGAGGCAGACCAUCAGGGGACCUGAUGAAGUCAUCCAAAUCCCAGGCUUGAUUCCCCUACCAUUAGUAGGAGGUAGCCCUCUUUGUCCUUGUCUUCAACACCUCUGUGCUGACUCCAGCUCCGGCCAUCACACCCACCUUUCUGGCAGGGCAGAGGAAAGGGCAAAGUGCCUAUCUUCCCUGUUUAAGGAGACUUCCCAGAAGUGUCACUCAACAGUUCUUGGAUCUUAUUGGCCAGACCUUAGUCACAUGACCUCACAAGCGCAAGAGACUGGGAAAUGUCUUUUGGUUGGGCAGCUAUAUUCUAGGCUAAAUUUUUCGGUUCUGCUAAUUUAAGCAAAAAAAGAAACAUGGCUAUUUCGGCAGGCAUGAAAGAAUCUCUGCCUCACAGUAAUUACUUAAAUAUAUCCAGAUCCCAACGUGCUAAUAUAGUUUUAUUUAUUUAUUUAUUUAUUUAUUUAUUUAUUUAUUUAUUUAGGCCUGAAUGUUACACAGAGAAUUUAUACAUAGAUACUAGCUAUAUAUACUAUGUAUAUGCUAUAAAUAGAUAUUAGCAGCUCAUGUACUUUGCAAUUAGUCUGUAAUGUCAUGUGGUUUCAGGGUUUUUAGGAAGGAAGAGUGAACAGUUGAAUGCAAUUGGUAGCAUAACUUUUUUCCUGGUAGUGAAGGCAGGACUGGGCAGUGAUAUUUAAUCUAAUCUACAUAUUAACGAUUGUGUAGGGAGGGAUUGAAAACUUCCCCCAACAGGGAUCAGUAGCCCUAAGCAUGUAGAAGACAGAGUUAGCUUUCUGUCUUUUGGCAAGACCUCACUUACAGCCUCACUCACUCAGACCUUUCUGGAGUUUAAGGAACAGUGGCUUUCCACUGUGAAGCUUGUGUCUUCCUGGCCACUAGGGGGUGUAAGCCAGAUGAAUACAGUUUGAUAGAAUCUGAACCUUUUUUCCUUUUUUUAAGGUUAUUUAUUUAUUUUGAGAGAGAGAGAG